AUGAUCGUCGGCUGUAUCAUUGGAUACGUGUUGCUUAUAAAUCGCGACGAUGAUACGAAUCAAUCAUCGUGGAGUAAAGAACUCCAAGUUAAACUGUCGAUUCUAGGCGAGUGGUUACACGCACCCGAGGGGACUCCACCGCCCCCUUUGAACGCCGAAUCUGCACAGAAUCCGGAGAAACGACUUUUGAUUCUCAUAUGGAAAUGGGGCCCGCUACUUAACCGACGUCACGUCCGUCAUCCCGACAAAAAAGAACAGGCAAAUGGGCCGGGGAUUCGCCGCCCGCCAUUUCCCUCGGAAGGAUGUUCAGUGAAAACCUGCGACUUGACCUACCGCGAUGAAGAUCUCGCGACCGCUGACGCGGUUGUCUUCCAUUUGCACAGGACCAAAGGGGCGCAUGAGCUGCCAUCAGCGAAAGGGAAGCCCGGUCAGAUCUGGAUAUUCUUGACGGACGAAUCGCCGCUCCAUACGUUCGUCUGGCCCGACGGUAACCGAGAGCUCUCUCAGUACGACGGCAAAUUCGAUUGGUCGAUGAGCUACAGAGACAAUAGCGAUAUUCCGGUGCCUUAUGGAAGGACGAUCGAGAGGAAAAAUUCUGACGACAACGAGAGACUGCGAGUCCUCGAGAAGCGAAGAAAAAAGUUGGCUGCUGUCGUGAUCAGCGAUUGUGGGAGCAACGAACACCGGUCGGAUUACGUGAAGGAGCUCAAAAGUUUGCUCGGAAAAAAUCUCGAUAUUAUUCGUUCAUGCUUCGGAGGAAACAAUACCGCGUGCCCUGGCUACUGCUGGAAAGAUUGUCCACUCCUCAGCGCCUACAAAUUUUACUUGGCAUUUGAAAAUUCCGAAUGCCGUGAAUACAUCACGGAAAAAACUUAUUGGAAUGCGUACGGCAAGGGAUCAGUGCCCGUCAUAUUGGGCGUACCCCGGGCCGACUGCGAACGCCUCCUUCCCCCACGCUCCUUCAUUUACACCGCUGAUUUUCAAUCUCCGAGUAAACUCGCCGAUUACCUUCGCUAUCUCGACAACAAUGACGAUGCCUACGACGAGUAUCAUGCCUGGCGGUCCGAGUAUGUCGUCCUCAACGAACACGGAUACUUCGGCUCACGAUCGGUACACUAUUGUCGCAUCUGCGAGGCUCUGCGCUACAACAUUCGACCGGCGCAACCUCCCGAGUAUCACCGAUUGAGCCAUUUUCUCAAUGCUACCAGAGACUGUUAUUGAUGGGCCCGAUCCGAGUUUCGGGCGUGAAAGGGACCGAAAUUUUCGACAAAAAGUCAUAAGACAAAUGAUAUAAUGAAAGG
Molecule: messenger RNA, 1301 nt
Organism: Venturia canescens
Lineage: Eukaryota; Metazoa; Arthropoda; Insecta; Hymenoptera; Ichneumonidae
Product: alpha-(1,3)-fucosyltransferase 7-like
Exons: 2
Coding region: 1-1221 (406 amino acids)
Cellular component (GO): membrane
Molecular function (GO): alpha-(1->3)-fucosyltransferase activity
Source: RefSeq, a predicted model, not a curated record